Trichobilharzia regenti is the source of this 1916-nucleotide messenger RNA. NCBI's taxonomy places the organism in Eukaryota, Metazoa, Platyhelminthes, Trematoda, Strigeidida, Schistosomatidae. The record is from the annotation of a GenBank genome assembly.
CGUUUAUUUACUUAUAUUCAGUCUAAAGAUAUUUAUUUUUCAAAUGACACAUCACAAUUAUGCCCCUAGAUUACACCAUGUUCAACCAGGUGUUUCAGCCUACGAAAAGUCAGCAAAUGAAGCCUUGGAAUAUUUACAAGGAGCAGUUCGGCAGAUGGCUCUAUCUCCACAUUUAUGUCGUACAAAGACAAUAGCAAAGGAAUUACAAAGACAGCAGAUUUUCUAGCAAUUAUUAAACUAGAAAAUGAUUUAUAUAAAGGGGCUUCCAAAGAGUGGUGUAAUAAUUUCGAUCAACGUGAACUCGUUACACAAAAACAGGCCUUAUUAAGGUUGAAAGAGAAGUUCGCAGAUCCAGGCGGACAAUUUUUACCACGUUACCGUGUCAAUAUGAAUAUGGGACCCUUACUUUGUAGUUCAGAAGAUUGCAGAAAAAAAGAAAUGAAUAAGAAAAAUGAUGAAACUGAUGGAAUUGGUUGGACUGAUACAUCGUAUAAAGCAGCGCAUGCCUGGGCUCAACAUGAGCUGAAGGGAUUAAAUAGUGAACUAGCACCUUUAGCCUAUGCUGCUAAACGACGAUUAGAACAAUAUACAGAUGGUUUGGAAAUCACAAAUCGUUAUAGUGCGUAUCGUCGUAAUAUGGGCUACUUAGCUAAGAGUAAAGCAGGUGAACAAGGAGCUGUAGAGAAUGUAAUUGAUCUAAACAUAAGACCAGAAAUAGCUCCGAGGUGGAAUCUCGGUAGAGAAUGGUUGAGGAGUAAAAAUGUGAAUACAGAGAACUACCUUGCACCAGGGGAUUCGUUAGAUUGUGGAGUUAAUCAAGAUGAAUUUAUGCAACGGUACAAUAUAAAAGUUGAUCCUAUUAAAGAAGUAGGUCUGUGGGCAGAUUUCCCUGGAAAGUCAGAAUAUCAGGACAAUUUUUCUGCACCAUCAAUGGUUGGCACCUCUGAAGAAUCUGCCUAUUUUCAUGGGAGGGGCUCACAUAUAGAAUUGGAUGCAGAUCGAGUUCAGAACAAAGGUUACCUCGUCAAUCCUACACCGAAUUAUAUGCGUGACUAUAGACCUCCUAGACAAUUACAGCCAGACAUUUUGAUUUCCGAGACACAAGAUAGAUUUCAAUCACCUGAAAUCUCAUUACGCCGUAAAACAAAAAACGUUUAUUAAGAUGACAAUCAGUUUGUUUUUGGCUCUUUAUUAUUUUGGAAAUAAAUAUUUUACCUGUAGAGCAACAAAUGAAUUAUUAAAUAAUCGAGGAAUUGGCAUCACUAACACCACUUUUCUACAUUUAAAAUUUGUUGAACUGUGUCGCAAAUUAACUGGAUGCAGAAAUCUGCUUGUUUUAUUUCAAUGCAUUCUUUUGUUGUCUCUGGCUAAAUAAAGAUUAGUGAUCUAGAUAAAUAUCUAUAAUUCUACUAGUCUGUCGUUUAUUUUUCAUACUAUUCCGUUGGAUGAUAUUGUGACCAGAUGUCUGUGUAUAUUAUCACAACUCCAGUCUUAGUUGUCUGAAUGAUGGCUCACUUAUGAGUGUAAGCAACGGUGAAACAAAAACUACAAUUUAUGACAACAAAUAUUCUCAUUAUUACUCGUGAUAACCUAUUUUAAAUUGGAUCUGACGUGUUUAAAAUGUACUCAGAUAACAAGGAGUUCAAGAAUUCAUUUCGUAUUACCGAAUAAAUAAUUAAUUAAAGUAGCAUGAUACUCACUGUUAUUUAGCAAACUAUAGUUUUACAGUUAAUAAAUUAAAACAAUCCCAUUUAUAAACGAAUUGCUAUGCAGUCGUCCAAUGCAGUUGGUUGACAAACCAACUAAUCGCUCAUGGCGAGUAGACAUUGAGGCUAAUCACAGUCAGUACAUCUACAAUGAAAUUAAAUAUGAACUUUGAUACUAGAUACCAUCAAUUGACAUUUCAGACAAGAAAU